GAAUUCAGCAGGAUUUCCAAGAUCCAGCUUUACAGAGAGAGUCAAGGAGUGGCUCGUGUUGAAGUAUCAAUUCAUGAAGCCAAGCCUCUGGUUUUACUCAUGGAAUGGCCUGACGCCAGUAACUUUGCGUGCCUCAUCUCUGGCUACUAUAAGCUAUUUGUAGACCCCAAACGAACCAUCUACGUUCGUAACUUUGGUCAGUCUCAGCUGACCAAGCCAGAUUACAGAAGUUCCCAUCAUCCCCACCCACGAGCUGGGGCAGCCGGAUUACAAAGUGGAGGGCGGCGAGGGGAGGAGAGGGAAAGUUCGCACAGGGAGUCAGGAAGUUCAAGAUCCAUGGUCCCUGCAGAACCUCAACAUCUAGGCUUGUGUCACAUCCACCUUAGAGAGCAACAGCAAUUUCAGGAGCUCCAAGUGCACCCAGAGGCAGAACUCGACAUCAAUGAGAACUUUAUCUCUCGUGAGCCCCCUGGUCGACCCCGUACCAAAUCAGAUCCUACACAUGAGAGUACAGAGGAAAUAGCUGCGGUGUUAGAGAGCCCAGCUGUGGAGAACACAGGAUUUCGAGUGAGGGCCCAAACAAUGGUUCAAUCAAAGAAAACCUCACGGUACUUCUGUGACUCCUGCAAAGCCAGACUAAGGGCCGAGGGUCACUCAGCGGCCGCAAACAGCAGUGGCAGCUCAGGGAGACAUUGCUCCAGCGCGUGUGCCUCUCGAGAUGGAGGGGCUGUAGACCUCAUGGCCCUCCCACCUCCUGGAAAUGAGGAAGAGGAGGAGGCAAAUGGUGGAGGGGAAAAGCUGCAACCACCACCUCCUGCCAUUGCUGCUCCACCACCUGGCUUCAGGGACAACAGCUCUGACGAGGAUGACCCAAAAAGAGCAAAGAAAGCACGAUCCAGUGCAAGUGUUGAGACUGCCACAGGAAAGCUGGCACAAGCUAAAGAAGAUGUGCCUGUGACACUGAUUGAUAAUGUGGCCACAAGAACAGUUCGAGAUCAUGCCCAGGAGCUUGAUGACGCUUUGGUGUCCACUUUACAGGCCCUUGAGGCUUUGGCAGCCUCUGAGGACUUCCCGCAUCACCCUCAACAACCAACACAGACUGCAGGUCAACAGCCUCAGUCACACUACUGCUCACAUUUCACUUACAGCAUUCUUUUUCUGAUCAAACAGAUACCAAAUUGACAAUACAUGGUAUUACUGAUG
This is a messenger RNA of Fundulus heteroclitus (mummichog), 1203 nucleotides long. RefSeq names its product FERM and PDZ domain-containing protein 3-like. Lineage: Eukaryota; Metazoa; Chordata; Actinopteri; Cyprinodontiformes; Fundulidae. The record is from RefSeq and is a predicted model, not a curated record. Bases 100 to 1182 code for a protein of 360 amino acids. The transcript is spliced from 3 exons.